Molecule: messenger RNA, 1422 nt
Organism: Cucurbita pepo subsp. pepo (vegetable marrow)
Lineage: Eukaryota; Viridiplantae; Streptophyta; Magnoliopsida; Cucurbitales; Cucurbitaceae
Molecular function (GO): S-adenosylmethionine-dependent methyltransferase activity
Source: RefSeq, a predicted model, not a curated record
AUGAGUUUGAAGGCUGUGAAAUGGCAGAUCGCUCAUGGGGCAUUGGCCAGGCGUGUUGUUAUUCGAACAUUCCUUCUGGCCUUGGCUGUUUCGACUGUUCCUUUGUUGCAUAUUUUGACGGGUACCGAUUUCGGAGUGAUCUUUCGCGAUUGUGUUGUAAAAUCUGGCGAUGUGGAAGCGAGAGUUUCUCGAGGUUCGUAUAUGUUUCAAGGUCACUUUCUGAAUCCAAUUUGGGAGCCAUUCGUAGCGAUUCACUGUGAGGAAAACAUGAAUCUGACGACUAAUGUCGUUGCUGAGCUAAUGGAGAAGAAAUUGUUGGAUCAUAGUGCAAAAUCUCUCUGCGUUGGAGAGGGAUCGGGCUCCGCCGUUUUGGCACUGAGGGACAUGGGAUUCAAUGAUGUUAUUGGUGUUGGUCAACACAGAUUUUUCUCUCUAAGGAGAAAACAUUUCGUUUAUGAACUGGACUUUAAGGAUCAAUACUUUGAUUUUGUUUUCUCUAGAGACCUAGACAGGUAUUCAGUCCCUGCACUUUUGGUGCUCGAGAUCGAGCGUGUGAUUCGACCUGGUGGAAUUGGGGCUGUUAUUGUGGGCACGACUGGUUCAGUGCCGAAUAAUUUGAUUAGAGCUGCAAUUCCAGUGUCAUCUUUGCUUAAAGCUUCCACUGUGAUGCAUGUUGGCCAUGUUAAUAACUUAACUCUGGUUGUAUUUAAGAAGAAACUCGAAGAAUUUGCGCAUUUGGAGCCUCGCCCUUCGUUUGAAUGUCGCUCUCUCACAAGGAACAAGCCUUUAAUUCCAAAAAUGGAGCCUCUUGUGAAAGCAAAACCUGUGGGAUUUGACAAGAAGCUGGCUUAUUUGCCUAAGCUUGUAAAUGCUUCCAACGGGGAAAAGUUGGUUUAUGUUAAUAUUGGUACAGGGAAGCGCCUGAAUUACACCAACAGAGAUUGGUUUCCACCUUCUUAUCCGGUGGAUCGCAGAGAUUUUAAUGUUUAUUUUGUUGAUUACGACAUGUCCUCUCUCGCCGCACAUAUCCAUAUGCCUGGAGUCACGUUUGUUUAUCAUCCUGGCCUGGCUGGAACUGAUCGUACUACAGAUAACGAUGGCGCCGAUGAUGAAGACGAAGAAGAACCUUACAUCGACGACGAGUUUGAUUUUCUAUCUUGGUUCAAGGAAACUGUGCAGCAUGCCAAUUUCGUCGUCUUGAAGAUGGAUGCAGGGAAGGAGGAACUGAAGUUUCUAUCAGAUUUGUUCGAAAGCAGGGUGAUUUGCUGGGUGGACGAGCUGUUUCUGAGCUGCAGAGAUGGGGUUGAUGAAGAUGGCGAGGUGAAGAAAAGAGACUGUAUGGAUCUGUUCAAGGAUUUGAGAAACAGUGGUGUGUAUGUCCAUCAAUGGUUUCUGGACGCUCCUUCCUCCAUGAAACUCUGA